Huiozyma naganishii CBS 8797 is the source of this 1305-nucleotide messenger RNA. It is a transcript of the gene CRR1, whose product is annotated as putative glycosylase. The record is from RefSeq and is a predicted model, not a curated record. Gene Ontology annotation, molecular function: hydrolase activity, hydrolyzing O-glycosyl compounds; glycosyltransferase activity. Gene Ontology annotation, cellular component: fungal-type cell wall. NCBI's taxonomy places the organism in Eukaryota, Fungi, Ascomycota, Saccharomycetes, Saccharomycetales, Saccharomycetaceae. Gene Ontology annotation, biological process: carbohydrate metabolic process; fungal-type cell wall organization. Bases 1 to 1305 code for a protein of 434 amino acids. The transcript has a single exon.
AUGAGAGUCUCGUAUACGUUGCUGCUGGGUUUUUUCCUGUUCUAUACGUCCUGUUUGGGGGAGUUGUACAAACCGCGGGUUCCAAUUCCUUGUUCUAAAGAUAGCCGCUGUCCAAAAGAGUGGCCCUGUUGCUCUCCCUACGGGGAGUGUGGUGCUGGCCCGGUCUGUGUUGGUGGAUGCAACCCUCGAUGGUCCUUUGAUGAGAGGGCAUGCCUUCCUGCCUCGGUCAUUAUGCACCCCUUCGCUGUUGAAUUUGAUUCCCUGGACAUUGCCUCGAAGUUGGUGGCUAUUGGGGAACCAGAAGAUGCUAUAGUGGCGUUGGGGAAUUACAAUGGUGCCAACGGGUUGUUUAGGGACGGUACACAACCCGGUAGUCCUGAAUUGACGAGUACUCUGGAAAGUAGAGGGUUCAUCCAUUUCACUAAAUACCUGGUGACAGAGGACGUCGAUCUGGCAACCAGUAUGUUCAAAAACACAGAGUUUACAUACAGUGGGUAUACGGAAGAUGAACCAAGCACUGGCGAUAUACUCCUCAAGAUGCCCAAGAGAACUACAGGAGCUUUGAUUGCCUCCACUAGAGAGUUUCUUUACGGGAGGGCUAGUGUCACCAUGAAGACUGCCAGGUCGCAAGGUGUGAUCACUGCGCUUGUUUUGAUCAGUCAAGUCGGCGAUGAAAUUGAUUUUGAAUUCCUUGGAGGAUCUUUGAACUCGGUGCAGACUAAUUUCUUCUACCAGAGCGGGUUGGACUACACAAAGAUGAAAUCUUUCCAAGUUGACCCUGACAUCUCCCAAUCGUACCACAAGUAUGAGAUAGAUUGGACGGAGGACCGAAUUCAGUGGUUUAUAGACGGUCAAUUGAAAAGGACAGUGUAUAAGACGGAUACAUGGGAUAGCGAGGCAAACACUUACAAAUACCCACAGACACCUGUCCGGUUGGAGAUUGCCGUCUGGCCCGGUGGGGACGAGAAAUCACCACCGGGGACAGUCGAGUGGGCCGGCGGGUAUAUAGAUUGGGACAACGCCCCAGAUAUCGUUACGAGAGGUUACUUUGCCGCACAGAUACAUAAGAUACGCCUACAGCCGUUCAAAAAUAGACACAUCAGGGAGAUUGUAUCCUGUCUUUCAUCGAAGCUGAAGAAAAUAAUCACGAAUAAAUACUUGACAACAGUUUCUGUCGGGUAUGACCGUGAAAGGGACAACACGUUUGCAGAAAACUCCCUCGAAUGGUAUUGCAAUGCUAUACCUUAUACAAAUGGAUGGUUGAGGAGCAGGAACAUGCACGAGCUACCUACAGAAAAUUCCUAA